AUGGGCCGCUCGGCACCUGCGGCCUCUCGGGAGCGGGGACUUGGCAGGGUUAUGACCGGCGGCUGCCGCCCGGGCGCGAUGGGAGGGGGAACGGAGGGUUUUCCCUCGGAAGCUGGGAACUACUGUUUAGCCACAGAAUCGUCAGAUGAGUGUGGAGAAGGUUCCGAGGCAUCCAGCAAGGGAAGCCGGGUGGGCUCCGGGUUCGGCCGGGGUGUGUGUCUGCGAGCGUGGCGAGGCGAGCGCCGCGGCGCCCCGUUCCGAGCGCCGGGGGCUGUGGCGCGCGGACUGGGCCGGGCCCGGCGGGAUUCGCUGCCGGCCGAUUGUCCUGGAAACCUACCUCGCUCCGUGACUCGUCCUCAGAAUUGUCAGAGAGGCGAUAUAUAUCGUCCUCAAGGCACUAUUCCCACAGAAAUGAGCAAUUUAAAAAAUCUGAUACUUGUUGUAGAGCAGUGA
Messenger RNA from Rangifer tarandus platyrhynchus (Svalbard reindeer), 453 nucleotides. NCBI's taxonomy places the organism in Eukaryota, Metazoa, Chordata, Mammalia, Artiodactyla, Cervidae. The record is from the annotation of a GenBank genome assembly.